Molecule: messenger RNA, 1026 nt
Organism: Schizophyllum commune H4-8
Lineage: Eukaryota; Fungi; Basidiomycota; Agaricomycetes; Agaricales; Schizophyllaceae
Exons: 8
Coding region: 1-1026 (341 amino acids)
Source: RefSeq, a predicted model, not a curated record
AUGGCCAAGGCGUCCUCCGAGGAGGCUGUCUUCGACGAUGCCAGCAUCAGCUUCCUGCGGUAUCAGCUCGCCUACGCAGCUAUCGAGUAUUCUUUCUAUGCUCUUCAUGCCGUCUCGUUCUUCAGCGCGGCCUACAUCUUGAUAAAGAGAGGGAUCCGCACCUCUCGGGCCCGGCUGGGUCUGCUCGUCGUAACGACGGCGAUGUUCUGUCUGGCGUCGACCUUUGUCGUCAUUGACAUCGUCCUGCUACGAGACUACGUGAAUAUCAUGGCGGGGCGAGCGACGGAGGAGGAUCCGAACAUCUUACGCUGCUGGAUCGCGCAGAACGUGAUCUUUCGCAUCAUGUUCAUGCUGAGCGACACGGUAGUCGUGUGGCGGGCCGUGCUUGACGAUCAGCUAUCGCGAGUAGCAUUUGGACUUCCCGCGAAGCCGCUCACUGACGCCCGAAUAGUGGGCUUGCUCGCGGAUAUCGGCAUUAUCGUAUGGGAACGAAUCUCAGUAUAUUACGAGGAUCAGUACUGGUACUCACUCAUCCUGACCCUGCCCACCCUCCUCACGAACAUCGUUGUCACCACUAUGACCGGGAUAAGAGCAUGGACUCACCACAAAUUCAUGAUGUCGGGGAUCACUUCGAGGGACUACACGCAGCGCGUCUUCAAGGCCCUGCUGGUGUUGUGCAUCUCCGGCACCAUGUACUGUGGACUUUGUUUGGCGUUCUUUGCUGCUGGUAUUACCCAGCACGGUAUACAGCACUGGGGCGAAAUAAUCGCAGCAGUCGGCGCGAGCAUCUCUGGCUCUUACCCGACACUCAUCGUCAUCUGGGCGGCCCUCGAACGCGACGACGAUCCUGCCGUCGAAGUUCAACUCGGUGUCAUGCAGCAGAACACGACCGUGAACUUUGCAACCCCGCGUGAGAGCGUACUACAGGUCGCGCAAAUUGAAAGCUGGGCGAGGCAGGAAAGUCUUCGGGGGAAUGGUAGGACGGACUUCGUCCACGUCAAGGAAGAACCACAUGAAAUCGUGUAG